Notolabrus celidotus (New Zealand spotty) is the source of this 791-nucleotide messenger RNA. It is a transcript of the gene immp2l, whose product is annotated as inner mitochondrial membrane peptidase subunit 2. The transcript is spliced from 4 exons. Bases 38 to 394 code for a protein of 118 amino acids. NCBI's taxonomy places the organism in Eukaryota, Metazoa, Chordata, Actinopteri, Labriformes, Labridae. Gene Ontology annotation, molecular function: serine-type endopeptidase activity. The record is from RefSeq and is a predicted model, not a curated record. Gene Ontology annotation, biological process: mitochondrial respiratory chain complex assembly. Gene Ontology annotation, cellular component: membrane; mitochondrial inner membrane peptidase complex.
GUCAUUAUCUUUAUGGUUGCGUCUGAAAACAGAAGUGAUGUCUGCAGAGAAAGACCAGAAACAGCUGCAGGACACGGGAGCUGCUGAUCCGCCGUCCUGGUCCCCCAGGAACCCCAAGCAGAAGAUCAUCAAGCGGGUCAUUGGCCUGGAGGGAGACUUCAUCAGGACUCUGAGCUUCAAGCAAAGAUACGUACGAGUCCCCGACGGUCACUUCUGGAUCGAGGGGGAUCAUCACGGACACAGUAUGGACAGCAACAGCUUCGGACCGGUGUCUGUUGGGCUGCUCCACGGUCGGGCCUCUCAUAUCAUCUGGCCACCGAAUCGUUGGCAGCAAAUCAAACCGAGUCUCCCUCCAAACCGAGGACCUCUGGACAACGAGGAAGAAGAGGAAUAAACACAUGCUCACACACACUCAGUCACACACACUCAGUGUUUACAGUGAUGGUAAUGAAAUGUUUAAAGUGAUGGCAGCCUCUUGGAUGGCUCUGUAUCACUCGGACCGCUCUCUUAUGUUUUUUAAAAUGUCAUAUGAUGCUGAAAAAGCUUCUCUCUGAUUGUGUACAUCCAUUAUUCUUCUAUACCUUUGUGUUUGGGUUUAAUUCAUAUGGCCACAGUCUAGUCAUUAGCAGGGACACGGAUCACUCAGUCUAAAAGCAACAACCAAACAAGGAAACCCAAAACCCUCUGUGGUUCCACCGCGUUGGGACAGUUGCUGAUUUGUUCUGUUUAAUUUCUUGAAAUCAUUUUGGCGUUGGACUGUUGGUUGAAUAAAACAAGAGAUUUGAAGACAA